UGAGAGGCGCCUUAAGCCACUUAGGGUUCAGCCUAGUAACAGGGAGUGGGUGACGUUGAUUGCCGCCAUCAACGCCACAGGGCCUGGUAUCAUAACCCUCGGGAUUAGAGAAUAGGGGUUAGCAAUAAUGGAUAGACAACAAAUGAGCUUAGGCUUGCCUGGCUACAGCACUUUAUCAAGCACACGGAGGUUAAGAAAGUAGGUGGUUACAGACUACUAAUUCUUGAUGGCCACAAGAGCCACAAGUCACUCGCCUUCCAGGAUCUUUGUGAGGAGAACAAUAUCAUUACCCUCUGUAUGCCCCCUCACACCUCACACAUCCUUCAGCCGCUUGAUGUGGGUUGCUUUGCCCCCCUGAAGCCUGCACUUACCCUAGUAUUUAACCAGGCCUUCUCAAAGGACAAUAUCCUAUCAAGCUUUAGAGCAACUAGCUUAGUUCUAGAUAACCUAGAGGUGGUGCUAUCAAGGCUUGAAGUGAAGCCUCGUACACCAACACCACCUUUACCCAGGACAAAUUAGGCUGCUUCUGAGCGUAAAAAGCGUAAGAAGAAGCGAAUACAGAAGGGGGGGACCCUAUCACAGGCAGA
Molecule: messenger RNA, 587 nt
Organism: Didymella exigua CBS 183.55
Lineage: Eukaryota; Fungi; Ascomycota; Dothideomycetes; Pleosporales; Didymellaceae
Exons: 4
Coding region: 298-519 (73 amino acids)
Molecular function (GO): nucleic acid binding
Source: RefSeq, a predicted model, not a curated record